ACAGAUGCCCCAACCUCCGACUUUAUACGAUAUAACCCGGUUGUGACUGAUCUGGCUUCGCCCCUGGGCUCUAGCAUCGCGCAAAACUGGAUAGACGUUUGCGCCAGCUCUCACGCCGAGUGUCCGUCUCCAGUCCCACUACCACUUCCAACACGGGUGAUCGAGAUCGUUGACGAGCACAAUCUCCGCCUCAGCAGCAGCGGCGGCGGCGGCGGUGGCUUUAACUCUGCUGUGGGCCGAUACGUCGCGCUGAGCUACUGCUGGGGCGGACCUCAAGAGUUCGCGACCACCAAGGAGAGACUCCAAACCCUGGAAGACGGAUUUAAGGCUUCCCAGCUACCACAGACCCUCCAGGACGCCGUCACGGUGACAAGGUCUCUGGGCGUGAGGUACUUGUGGGUAGACUCUCUCUGUAUCAUCCAAGACUCCGAGGAGGACAAGAGCAGCGAGCUGCCGAUGAUGGCCUCCUAUUACAAGAACGCAUACGUCACAGUCUGCGCC
Molecule: messenger RNA, 501 nt
Organism: Truncatella angustata
Lineage: Eukaryota; Fungi; Ascomycota; Sordariomycetes; Amphisphaeriales; Sporocadaceae
Product: heterokaryon incompatibility protein-domain-containing protein
Exons: 1
Source: RefSeq, a predicted model, not a curated record